This is a messenger RNA of Paecilomyces variotii, 5164 nucleotides long. Its product is annotated as 2-isopropylmalate synthase. Gene Ontology annotation, biological process: L-leucine biosynthetic process. Gene Ontology annotation, molecular function: nucleic acid binding; 2-isopropylmalate synthase activity; RNA helicase activity. NCBI's taxonomy places the organism in Eukaryota, Fungi, Ascomycota, Eurotiomycetes, Eurotiales, Thermoascaceae. The transcript is spliced from 5 exons. The record is from RefSeq and is a predicted model, not a curated record. The coding region runs from base 484 to 4812 and encodes 1442 amino acids. Gene Ontology annotation, cellular component: mitochondrion.
CAAGGAGAGUUAGAAAGCUGAAGGCUAACCUAAUCGGGCAACCGAGACGCUGCCGCCGCCUUUUUCUGCCGAAUACAGCUUCCUCACCGCCGGCGCCUCAGAUGGGCGGGCAACUUUUUUUCUGCUAGCUCGAGAUUAUCAUUGCGGAGGACAAUCAUCCCCGAAGGAUUCUUCGAAUCCUCUUAUUGAAUCCUUAUUUCCUCUUUUCCUCGAAUUGAUAAGUCGAGGGCUUUCAAUCAAAUUCGGCAGUUAUAUUACUGCGUUCCAAUCACUUGCUGCAACGCUUGGCAUUUCGGACUUUUUUUUUUCUCUCUUGCCCGAUUCGAUUUCACACCAACCGCUCGUUUGCUUGUCGAAUUGAUCGAGCCUGGAAAGAGAGAGAGAGAUCAUUUUCUCUACCAGGUAUUACUCGUCACGAUCAUAAAUAAUCUCCGGAUAUACAAGUACAUAUCCCCAUAACGAAGGACAAGAGAGAAAAAAAAAAUGGCACCGAUCUCUACAAAAAAGCGAAGUCGCGAAGACGACGACUUCGUGCUCACACUCUCUGACGAUGAGAACCCUGUUGAUGUCGGUGAAUCCGAAGAGGAGGUCGAUGGAGAUGAAUUCAGCAACAAACCAGCCACGAAGACAUCCGGGACGAAACGGAAGCGUGAAGCCAACGAUGCUGCUACGGGAAAGGCACAACAGAAGAAGCAGAAGAAGCAGAAGCGGAAGCAGGGCGGAAAAGGAGCCAAUGAUGGAGAGGACGAAGAAGUGGAUGAGGAGGAGGAGGAGGAGGAUAAUGCGCUGGCGGGUGCGGAAGAUGAUGGUGCGUUGAAUCCGGAUUUCGAAUUCGAUGUCGCUGGCGCGAGUAAUCGGGGGGUGGUUGAGGAUUUUGAUGGUUGGGUUAUGGAUGGGGUUAAGAAGAGUGGUGGUGAUAAAAAGGGGGUUGAUAUCGAUGCGAUUAUUGAGCGUAGGAGGGAGAGGAAGAAGGAUGCGGAGGAGAGGAAGAAACGGAAAGAGCAGAAGAAAAAGGAGAAUGGAGAAUGGGAUCCUGAGGCGAGUGGUAGCGAAGGAGAGUCCGCAAAUGCUGGUGAAGACGAGGAGGAUGAAGAUGCUGAGUCUGUGAACUUUGAGGAUGACGAACUCCUCGCAGAAGACGGAUUUGGUAUGGGUGCUGGCGAUGCGAAAGAAAGUGACGAUGAAGAUGAAGAGGAUAAGGGAAGUGGCUCGGAUUCUGAAGAUGGCAAGGAAGACGGAGAUGAUGAUGAUGAUGAUGAAGAUGCUGCUUCGGACAAUGACUCGAUCGCCUCUCCAGUUGCGCAUCCCGACGACGAGGCUUCAGACUCGGACGACGAAAGCGUGGAUGAGGAAGAAGCCGAGAAACGCAAGGCUUUCUUCGCUCCUGAAGAGAAGUCAACCGACAAGUCGGAUGAUAAUGCCAAGGGGUCGUUCCAGGACUACAACCUCUCUCGUCCCAUCCUUCGCGGUCUGGCUGCGGUUGGCUUCUCUACUCCGACUCCCAUCCAGCGCAAGACCAUCCCGGUGGCCCUGUUGGGCAAGGAUAUCGUUGGAGGAGCUGUGACAGGUUCCGGAAAGACUGGCGCAUUCAUUAUUCCUAUUCUCGAGCGUCUGCUGUAUCGGCCGCGCAAGAUCCCGACCAGCCGUGUUGCGAUUCUGAUGCCCACUCGUGAACUGGCUGUCCAGUGUUACAACGUUGCCACGAAACUGGCCACCUUUACAGACAUCACCUUCUGUCAGCUGGUCGGUGGAUUCAGUCUGCGGGAGCAGGAGAACGUGCUGAAGAAGCGUCCGGAUGUGAUCAUUGCUACGCCUGGUCGAUUCAUCGAUCACAUGCGGAACUCUGCCAGCUUCACAGUCGACACGCUGGAGAUUCUGGUCUUGGAUGAAGCUGACCGGAUGCUGGAAGAUGGAUUCGCUCACGAACUCAACGAGAUUCUGACUACGAUCCCCAAGUCGCGACAGACCAUGCUCUUCUCUGCCACCAUGACGGACACCGUCGACAAGCUUAUCCGAGUUGGACUGAACCGACCCGUCCGGCUGAUGGUUGACUCCAAGAAGUCUACUGUCACGACGCUGGUGCAGGAGUUUGUGCGGUUGAGGCCCGGUCGAGAGGGCAUGCGAUUGGGCUAUCUGAUGUAUCUGUGCGAGGAGAUCUACACGGGCCGAGUGAUCAUCUUCUUUCGACAGAAGCGAGAAGCGCAUCGGGUACGGAUUGUAUUCGGUCUGCUUGGGCUCAAAGCUGCCGAAUUGCACGGUAGCAUGACCCAGGAACAGCGUAUCAAAAGUGUCGAAGACUUCCGUGAGGGGCGGGUAGCCUUCCUGCUAGCGACCGAUGUGGCCUCUCGUGGUCUGGAUAUCAAGGGCGUCGAAACGGUCAUCAACUACGAGGCUCCCCAGUCGCACGAGAUCUACCUGCACCGUGUUGGUCGUACAGCUCGUGCUGGCCGAUCUGGUCGCGCCUGUACCAUUGCCGCGGAGCCCGAUCGUAAGGUGGUCAAGCAAGCCGUGAAAGCGAGCAAGGCUCAAGGAGCCAAGGUGGUCAGUCGCGUGGUCGAGCCAGCUGUCGCGGACUCGUGGGCGAAGAAGGUUGAGGCCCUGGCAGAGGAGGUCGAUGAGAUCCUGAAGGAGGAGAAACAAGAAAAGCAGCUAUCGCAGGCCGAGAUGCAAGUGAAUAAGGGAGAGAACAUGCUCAAGCACGAGCGCGAGAUCAUGUCCCGGCCCAAGCGGACGUGGUUCGAGACGGAGCGGGACAAGCAGAUGGCCAAGAAGGCGGCGCUUCUGGAGCUCAACGGCGAGGCAGGUUCGAAAAAGAAGAAGGUCAAGCUGAGCAACAAGGACAAGAAGAAGCUGGAUGCUUCGCGGGACCGUCACGAGGGACGAGUGCUCAAGGAUCCCUCCAAGAAAUAUAAGAAGUUCCAGCCUCUCCAUCUGCCGGACCGGCAAUGGCCCAACAAGACCCUCGACAAGCCUCCCCGGUGGCUGGCCACCGACCUGCGAGAUGGCAACCAGAGUCUGGUCGACCCCAUGAAUGGUGAACAGAAGUUCCGUUUCUUCAAGAUGCUGGUAGACAUCGGCUACAAGGAGAUCGAAGUCGCCUUCCCCUCCGCCUCCCAGACUGACUUCGACUUCGUUCGUCGCCUUGUCGAGACCCCCGGCGUUGUUCCCGACGAUGUCUGGCUUCAGGUGCUGUCUCCUUGUCGUGAGGACCUCAUCCGUCGUACGGUCGACUCCCUCCGCGGGGCCAAGAAGGCCAUCCUGCACCUGUACCUGGCCACAAGCGAGUGUUUCCGCCGUAUCGUCUUUGGCAUGACCAAGGAGCAGAGUAUCGAGCUGGCCGUGCGCUGCACCAAGUUUGCCCGCUCAAUCACAAAGGAUGACCCUUCGAUGGCCGGCACUGAGUGGCUCUACGAAUUCUCCCCCGAGACCUUCUCUGAUACCGACCCCGACUUCGCCGUUCAGAUCUGUGAGGCUGUCAAGGCCGCCUGGGAACCCACAGAGGACGCACCCCUCAUCUUCAACCUUCCAGCGACGGUCGAGAUGGCGACCCCCAACGUCUACGCUGAUCAGGUCGAGUACUUCUGCCGCAACAUGACUGAGCGCGAGAAAUUCUGCGUCUCUCUUCACCCGCACAACGACCGCGGCUGCGCCGUGGCUGCUGCUGAGCUGGCCCAGAUGGCAGGUGCCCAGCGAGUGGAGGGUACUCUGUUCGGUAACGGAGAGCGGACGGGUAACGUGGACCUUGUCACUCUCGCCCUGAACCUCUACACCCAGGGAAUCCACCCCAAUGUCGAUUUCUCUGAUAUCAACUCGAUCAUCAAGGUUGUGGAGGAGAGCAAUAAGAUCCCCGUCAAUGAGCGGUGGCCAUACGGCGGCCAAUUGGUUGUCUGUGCCUUCAGUGGUAGUCAUCAGGAUGCCAUCAAGAAGGGCUUCAACCUACGGGAUAAGGCCGGUGCGUCGGAAGACAGCCGUUGGGAGAUCCCCUAUCUGCCACUAGAUCCCCAGGAUAUUGGACGGAACUACGAGGCCGUUAUCCGUGUCAACUCGCAGAGUGGAAAGGGAGGUGCUGCCUGGGUCAUCCUCCGCAGCCUCGAGCUGGACCUGCCGCGUGGUCUGCAGGUGGAGUUCAGUAAGAUCGUCCAGAAGGAAACCGAGGCUGUCAACCGCGAGCUUCGUCCCAACGAAAUCGUCGCCCUCUUCGAGAAGGCCUACCACCUCAAGACUAACCCCCGAUUCACUCUCAUUGACUACAACAUCACGACCGACCGGUCCCAGUCUCCGGCGCCCCCAGAGCCCGGCAAGGCCCUCAAUACCAAGAACCUUAAGCGACGCUUCACCGGUAUCAUCGAGAUUGACGGCGUCCAGCACCCGAUCACGGGUGUUGGCCCAGGUGCCAUCUCCUCCCUGGCCAACGCGCUCGCCACCCUCGGUAUCGACCUGGACGUGGUCGACUACAAGGAGCAUUCCAUCGGAACCGGUCGUGACGUGAAGGCUGCGACAUAUAUUCAGUGCACAGCAGCAGGCAACCAGGAUAGCGUCUGGGGCGUUGGUAUCCACCAAGAUGUUGUCCAGGCUAGUUUGAUUGCUCUGUUGAGUGCUGCGAGCUCGUUCCUGACCUCCCGCGCUGGUUCCCCUGCUCCCUUCCGACCUAUUCGGACGGUGGCCUUCUCCGAAGAGGAUCUCGAGGCUCUCGAGCAGCUCAACAACAACGUCGAUCUAUCCCGGACAGCUGCAGGUGACGAAGCCGCCCAAGCCGUCCAGAAGCAGAAGGUCGAUGUAGAGAAGUUGGCACAGCAGGUUGAGAAUCUCUGAUUUAUUUCCUAGAUCUAUUAUUCUCACAUCAUCAGCACGAAAAUUAGAAUGACGACUUUAAUUCAUGUUUUUAUCCUUCCAUAAUGUGACAGCGACGUGUUUGUUUCUUUUUUUCUCUUUUUCUUUUUUUUUCUCUCUCUCUCGGGUACACUCCUCAUCUUCUUGCACAUAUUUCUUUCUGGAUCAGUAUUGUGGAUAUUAUGGUGUAGUCAGCAUUGGCAUAGGAUAACUAACUAUGGGAGAAUUCAUAGGAGAGGGGGUCAGCAAUCGAAGGAUUGGAGGGGCACAAAACACAAUUACAGAGGUGAUAACUAGCAUAGAUAGGCAGAACGAAAAGUUUUUUCUCUUAGCA